AUGUCCAGCUCCCCCACUACCAUGGAGGACUUCAUCCGGAGCAAGCUGCAACCAAGCGGCAGCUGCAUCAUUUGCACCGACCCUUUCAGCGCAGACCACCAACCCGUCGCACUUCAGUGUCACCACAUUUUUGGCCAUAAUUGCAUCAAGAAAUGGCUGCACAGCGGCCGCGGCGCCAACAACAGCUGUCCUGUCUGUCGCCGCGAGGUCUACGCUCCCUCCGACUCCCAAGCCUUCACCUCCGCCUCCAUCUGGACCGCGCUUUGUGCUUCGUCUCCCAACCGCAUCCACGCCUUUAUGAUCGCGCUGUGGUCUUGCGUCACAGCGCUCUUCGCGGAUGAUCCCACCGGCAACUUCACUAUUUGCGACCUUCUUGGACAAGCUGUCAUCCCCGCUCUAUCAAAAAUCGCAGGUGCCCGCGGCGCAUUUCACGACUGCCACGCCCUCAUUCUCUCAAGCUGGAACUCUCUCGGCCGCCCAAACACCGCGUCCGGCCUCGCUAUCCCGCUUGUCCGCCUCGCGCGCAUGAUGACGCAGACCUCAGGCAUCCUGCCAAAGUGGAUCACCACCGUUCAGCGCACCUCGCUGCUCUUCUGGCGCGCGAACACCUGCCUAGGCACAACCUCGCUCGACAUCUCCUGGGCGCAUCUUCGCGAGGCCGCACACCUCACCAACCCCCGAUAUUUCCCAUUACUGCAUCUGUAUACGGUUCUUCUGAGCCAGAACAUCGUGCACUCCCGACCCACGCACGCGGGUCCGACUCGGACCCAGAUCCUAGACCGCUGCUGCAACAAGAUCGGCGGCGGCUGGGCCGGCCAACCAUCGGAGGCGUUUAAGGAGAGCGUAGUCGGUGUGUACGACGAGUUGCGGCGGCACCAGCUAGACGAGAAGCGGAUUAGCUUGCGGGGACAUGAGGAGGAGAAGGGUGUGGUCACUGGGCUCUGGGCAAUGGCAGGCUGGCGAAGGGAAGAUGGGGGAAAGGGGAAGCCCGUGAUAGAGUUAAGGAAGAAGGUGUCUGGUGGGUGGAGCGACUGA
Didymosphaeria variabile is the source of this 1035-nucleotide messenger RNA. RefSeq lists its product as uncharacterized. The coding region runs from base 1 to 1035 and encodes 344 amino acids. The record is from RefSeq and is a predicted model, not a curated record. Gene Ontology annotation, cellular component: nucleus. Gene Ontology annotation, biological process: protein ubiquitination; interstrand cross-link repair. Gene Ontology annotation, molecular function: ubiquitin protein ligase activity. NCBI's taxonomy places the organism in Eukaryota, Fungi, Ascomycota, Dothideomycetes, Pleosporales, Didymosphaeriaceae. The transcript has a single exon.